ACUCGAUAUGCUCCUGAUAUUACACUAAUUGUAAACCAGAAGGGAAACAAGCACUAUAGGUUACUAAACCAAUAACAACUGUUUCACCUACAAUUGUUUACAACUUUUGGGAAUGGCCCUCCAUAUUCUUAUCUUCUGAUUCAUAACAUAUUUACUUUGUUUUGCUCCGAUUACUCGAAACUUCUUAAUAUUUACGCACAUGUUUGUGAUAAGCCGAGAAGAAAAACUACUUCCAUGAAAUACAUAUAUCGUAGACCAUGGAACCUUGAUGAUUGCUAGCAUAAUGUAAUCAUGUCACAAGAAAUCGAUCGAUUUGGACCAGUUUUUAAAGAUAUAAAAACAAAGAUAAGCCAAUUGGAAAUCAUAGUCUCAGUUGCACUCAGCCUGUAUACAUUUUGAUAAUCAUGCGAUCCAUAGCAUUUGCCCUUGUGAUCUUUGCCGGAAUCCUGGCCUACGGCAAUGCAGCUCCUCAGCUGAAUUUGGCUUUUCUGAAGGAGAUCCUGGCCGAGGCUGGUCAAAGGAAUACGACGGUUAAGUUUGGAAACAACACGGUGAUCAUUACGGGAGUAUCCAAUGCCAGUGCCAAUAGUCAGGAGGGAAACAUUCGUCCAACUCCACCACAAAACCAAUGGAAUAACAAUUGGUAUCCGUACAACGGCGGUUACAAUAAUUACAACGGUUACUAUGGUUACUAUCGCAUGGUUCCCACCAUCAAUGGUCAGAUUGUCGAGGAGCCACAGAGCAGUGCAGAGGAAUCCCAGGAGAUUUCCUCGGAGUUUUCCCAUGAGGUUUCCCAGGAUCUGAGCGACGAGGAAUCUGGCGAGGAUCAAUACCAGCAGGAGGAUCAGACUGCAGAGGACGUAGAAGAGAACGAAGCAGAUCUUUCAGAGGACCAGCUCGAUGACCUAGAGGAGGACAAGCUCGAUGAAGAGGAGGAGGCGGAAGAUGGGCACCAUGACCAAUCCGAGGAGGCUGCCCAGGAAGAGAAUGAAAAUGAGGAUGAGCUGGUCGAUCCCGAGGAAGAAGCCAUUGACCAGGCGCUAGAUGACAUCGAAAAAGAGAUAGCCGCUGAAGAAAAAGAAUAGGCGAUGAGCCAUAUUCAAAGUGUUCAUAGAAAAACACGACAUGUUACACACAUUAUUUUCAUUUCAUAUUUUUGGGAUCAUUCAUAAAAAAAAUAAAAGUUUAUACAA
This is a messenger RNA of Drosophila yakuba, 1193 nucleotides long. It is a transcript of the gene EAChm, whose product is annotated as histone H3.v1. The coding region runs from base 405 to 1085 and encodes 226 amino acids. The transcript is spliced from 2 exons. The record is from RefSeq and is a predicted model, not a curated record. NCBI's taxonomy places the organism in Eukaryota, Metazoa, Arthropoda, Insecta, Diptera, Drosophilidae.